AUGACCACACCACAGAAAAACAUCCUGAUCCUGGGCGGCUCAUUCGGAGGGAUUUGUACUGCCCAUUCUAUCCUCAAACAUGUCAUCCCCUCGCUACCGGACAGGGAGUCGCACCAAGUCGUCUUAAUCAGCCCUUCAUCGUAUGCUCUGUGUCAACCUGCCUGUCCUCGUGCUAUGAUUUCGGAUGAUAUGUUUAACCAAAACAAGCUCUUUACCAGCAUCACGAAGUCUUUUGAGCACUAUCCGGCUACCAUCUUUCGCUUUGUUCAAGGGACGGCCACGCACCUUGAUCACAGUAAUCGGGCAGUUUUAAUCAACCUCGCAGAUGGAAACACACAGACAAUUGACUAUCACUCUCUUGUCAUUGCUACAGGCUCGUCGACACAGUCUCCUCUGCUACGACUAAAUCGAGACGAAAAGUUCCUGCGCCAAAACUGGAACGCAUUCCGAGAGGCAUUACCCUCUGCCAAGAAUAUCGUCAUCGCAGGAGGGGGACCAAGCGGUAUCGAGACAGCAGGAGAGUUAGGAGAAUUUCUGAACGGUCGUGCGGGAUGGUUUAGUUACAAACUCGAGAACCCCAAGGUUCCUAUCACAGUCGUCACCUCCGCUUCCCAAGUCCUUCCUGCUCUCCGACCUAGCAUAGCGGCUAAAGCUGAGGAUUUCCUUGCCGGGGUUGGAGUGACUAUUAUCAAGAACACUCGGGUAGAAGCUGUGACUCCCCCUAACGCAGGCACGGAAUCUGCAGUAGCAACUAAGACGACGUUGUCUCUUGACGAUGGGCAAACACUAGAUGCUGACAUUUAUAUUCCAGCCAUGGGUGUAUCAUUCAACACGACGUUUAUCCCAGAAACCCUCCUGGCAUCUGAUGGCAGGGUCGAGACCAACACAUCUACCUUGCGGGUUGAUAAAGCCGGACCUCGCGUAUACGCUAUCGGCGACGCCAGUACUUAUGGUCACGCAGCCGUUCACAAUAUUCUCGACGCGGUUCCAGUUCUGACCGCAAAUCUCAAGAGAGACCUCCUCCUCGCGUCUGGAAAUAAUGAGACCGAGGUCGGUGAGGAUCGAGAAUUCAAAGAAGAUACUAGGGAAACCCAACUAGUGCCAAUUGGGCGGAGCAAAGGUGUCGGUGCACUCAUGGGAUACCAGCUCCCCAGCUCAGCAGUGUGGGCAAUAAAAGGCCGGGACUAUUGGGUCUGGGGGGCAGGAUUUAUGUGGAAUGGGAUGCUCGUGUAG
Molecule: messenger RNA, 1233 nt
Organism: Aspergillus tanneri
Lineage: Eukaryota; Fungi; Ascomycota; Eurotiomycetes; Eurotiales; Aspergillaceae
Product: NAD(P)/FAD-dependent oxidoreductase
Exons: 1
Coding region: 1-1233 (410 amino acids)
Cellular component (GO): cytoplasm
Molecular function (GO): flavin adenine dinucleotide binding; electron-transferring-flavoprotein dehydrogenase activity
Source: RefSeq, a predicted model, not a curated record